AUGGCUACAGAAAGCUACCACUUUCCAGAAUUUGACCUGCUCCCUGAAGUUGACGGUCAACCCCAAGGGUGUUUGUGGGGCUUUUUUGAUCAAGGCUUGCGGAGAGAUGAGCUUGGAACUUUGAAUCUUUUGACCGCAUCUGCUGUCGUGAAAGCUCGGGAUGAGAUCCGGUGUGGCACUCAUGUACAGUUGGACUGGAACCUGGAAGGCCUUCGGUUUCCUGGUUGUGGCCGCAUUGGCCUAACACAUCGGGUCGUUGAUCUCCGAAGUGAAGGCCUCGUUGCACUUGAUGACGAGAUUCAUUUCAAUACACAGAAUAGCUCCCAAUGGGACAGUCUUAAACAUUGGGCCGUUCAGAGUAAAGGUAUCUUUUACAACAAUUUGUCCUUCCAGGAGGCGCAAGAUACUCCCCGCAAUGGCUUUCACAGUAUUUCAACUGACCAACUUACUCCCUUGGAGAUACCUGUCGCUUAUAUAUAUACAGAUGUAUGCCAAAAGGGAGGCAUUGUUGGGCGCGGUGUUCUCGCAGAUUGGGUGCGCUGGUGGGAGCUAACCCGACCCGAGAUACCAUUGCCUCAAGUCAAUUCGCCUCAUGCUAUUCCCAUUUCUGAAAUCGAGGAGGUUUUGAAUUAUCAGAACACAACUCCCCGCCAAGGCGACAUAUUGUUUCUCAGAACAGGGUACAUCCGUUGGUACAAUCAAGCAGACGAGACCAGCGUUAUGCAAGAGGCUGGCGGCAACAUUGGCCUUGAAAGUAACAUGGACAGUGUUCGCUGGCUUUACUCAAAGCACUUUGCCGCCGUAGCUGCAGACAACCUCGCAUUUGAAGCUGAACCAGCACCUGGGGGGAAUAUGCUUCACGAUUGGCUUCUAGGCUACUGGGGUACCCCGAUCGGUGAGCUUUUUGACCUGGAAGGCCUGAGCCAGGAAUGUGAGCGACAGAAGCGGUGGUCAUUUUUCCUCACCAGCGCUCCUCUCAACGUCACAGGGGGUGUUGCCUCGCCACCAAAUGCUAUCGCGAUAUUUUAG
Messenger RNA from Clonostachys byssicola, 1029 nucleotides. Lineage: Eukaryota; Fungi; Ascomycota; Sordariomycetes; Hypocreales; Bionectriaceae. The record is from the annotation of a GenBank genome assembly.